AGCAACAAUACCACUUAUUCAACUGUCACACCAGCGAUCACCACAUAUGAUCUCGAGAGCGCUUAUACAACUGUCACGCCAGCAGUCACCACAUCUGGUGUUAAGAGCGCUAUUACCACUUAUACAACUGUCACGCCAGCAGUCACCACAUCUGAUGUCAAGAGCGCUACUACUACUCAUACAACUGUCACGCCAGCAGUCACCACAUCUGGUGUUAAGAGCGCUAAUACCACUUAUACAACUGUCACACCAGCAAUCACCACAUCUGGUUUAAAUAUAACACAGAUUACAAAUUGCAUGGGAACCUCAUGUGUACAGAAUCUCCUUGACCAGAUAGAGGGUAUUGCUGUUCUCAACAUAACGGAUGUGACCAAACUUUUGGACAUGGUCUUCAGUGCUUCAGAGAAGAUAAACACAUCAUCAGAUGACCCAAAGGAACUAGUGUCAGAUGUGUUAAAAGCCAAUGAGAAGCUUGUGUCAAUGUUGGUGAAGCCAACAAACACCUAUUCCAAUGUCAGUUUCACUCAUGCAGCUGUGGAGGCGCAAAUGUUUGUGGUUGGACCACAGGCCAACCUUGAUAAAAUCCCUCGGCUCAACACAACAAAUGCUUCUAUAGACAUCGAUCUUAUUGGGAUCGCCAGGAACAAUUCAGGAUCAGCUGCUGUGACUUUCAUGAGCUACAACACAAUGGAGGACCUACUGAUACCAGACUUCUUCAUCACAUCAGAUAACACAGUUAAAACCAUGAUGUCCACUGUCAUCUCAGCUACUCUUCCUAAAACCACCAACAAAACCCUCACCAAACCAGUCAACUUCACCCUUAAACACAGCAGAGAGAUAAACAACAGUGGUAAUCUUUCUUGUGUGUACUGGAACAUCAGUGAGUGGAUUGUAGAUGGUUGUUCUGUUGUGAAGAUCAACAGCAGCUUCACUAUGUGUUCAUGUGUUCAUCUGUCAACAUUCGCUCUCAUCAUGCAAACCAGCAGAAGCACAUCAGAGGAUAAAAGUCAGCCGAUGGAGUCGAUGAAUAUGGUGUUUGUGAUCGUGGGUCUGGUGUUUACUAGUUUAGCUCUGUUGACUUUUGCUUUCUGUCGAUGGAAACCUGGAGUGACAAAUGUAGCUCGAAUCAACCUCUGCAUCAGUCUGCUGUCUGCUCAUCUUCUGUUCUUACUCACACAACAAUUCAUCAAUCUCAUAAAACCUCACAAGGUGUUGUGUGCUGUGAUAUCAGGAGCUCUUCACUUCUUCUUUCUCUCCUGCUUUGUGUGGAUGUUCAUUGAAGCUGUGCUGCUCUUCAUCUGUGUGAAGAACCUAUCACAGAUCAGCUCCAGACAGAGGGCGAUGCUUAACAAGGGAUUCUUGAUUGUGAUUGGUUAUGCGAUUGAUUUUGUUAUAGUGGGUGUGUCUGCUGGACUGGUUCCUGAAGGCUACGGCAGUGAACAAUGCUGGAUUAAAGUGGAGAGAGGCUUCAUCUGGAGUUUUCUGGGACCUGUUUGCUUCAUUCUUGCAAUAAACAUAAUACUCUUCAUCAGUAUCUUCAUCAGUCUGAAUUUAACUCUUAAAAACGUCAACCUUGAUGUUUCACACAUGAGACAAACCAAGUAAAAAACAC
Paramisgurnus dabryanus is the source of this 1612-nucleotide messenger RNA. The record is from RefSeq and is a predicted model, not a curated record. Lineage: Eukaryota; Metazoa; Chordata; Actinopteri; Cypriniformes; Cobitidae.